AUGGAAUCCACGCUGGCAACAUCCAGUUCCGCAGCCUGCCCGGUCACCUUCUCCCACGUCUUUGGUCAGCAGUGCCAACUUAUGGAAGCAGCAGUCCAGUCACUGCACACCCUAAAUGACCAGAUAUCCCAUUUUAUUGUCACCAAGUCAAAGGCGCUGGAGGAGGACCAAGACCCUUUUCUUCCCACUGAGAAGGAGACGCUCAAGAGUUCCAUGAUAUUGAUGAGGCACCUCUUAAUGGAUGCUCAGGCCAAAAUCCUGAGCAUGAUGGAAGACAAUAAGCAGCUCGCGCUCCGCAUCGAUGGGGCGGUCCAGUCGGCCAGCCAGGAGGUGACCAACCUGCGAGCCGAACUCACAGCCACCAACCGGAGACUGGCGGAACUGAGCGGCGGCGGCGGCCCCGGCCCGGGCCCGGGAGCGGCGGCCAGCGCCUCGGCGGCGGCGGACUCGGCGGCGGCGAACAUGGAGAACCACCAGCACAGCGCGCAAGCGCUCCUGCGGGAGGAAGUGUCCCGGCUCCAGGAGGAAGUCCACCUUCUCCGGCAGAUGAAGGAGAUGUUGAUGAAGGACCUGGAGGAGUCGCAGGGUGGCAAGUCCUCUGAGGUCCUCUCGGCCACCGAGCUCAGGGUCCAGCUGGCCCAGAAGGAGCAAGAGCUAGCCAGAGCCAAAGAAGCCUUGCAGGCCAUGAAAGCCGACCGGAAGCGCCUAAAGGGUGAGAAGACGGACCUGGUGAACCAGAUGCAGCAGCUGUAUGCCACGCUGGAGAGCCGCGAGGAGCAGCUUCGCGACUUCAUCCGCAACUACGAGCAGCACCGCAAGGAAAGCGAGGAUGCCGUGAAAGCUCUGGCUAAGGAGAAGGACCUGCUGGAGCGCGAGAAGUGGGAGCUACGGCGCCAAGCCAAGGAGGCCACGGACCACGCCACAGCACUGCGCUCCCAGCUGGACCUCAAGGACAACCGGAUGAAGGAGCUGGAGGCGGAGCUGGCCAUGGCCAAGCAGUCCUUAGCCACACUGACCAAGGACGUCCCCAAGCGGCAUUCACUCGCCAUGCCCGGCGAGACGGUGCUUAACGGCAACCAGGAGUGGGUGGUGCAGGCAGACCUGCCGCUGACCGCAGCCAUCCGACAGAGCCAGCAGACUCUCUACCAUUCACAUCCCCCCCACCCUGCGGACCGGCAAGCGGUCAGGGUGAGCCCCUGCCACUCCCGGCAGCCCUCUGUCAUCUCCGACGCAUCUGCCGCCGAAGGCGACCGGUCGUCCACGCCAAGCGACAUCAACUCCCCCCGACACCGGACACACUCCCUCUGCAACGGCGACAGUCCCGGCCCAGUUCAGAAGAACCUGCACAACCCCAUUGUACAGUCACUAGAGGAUCUUGAAGACCAAAAACGGAAAAAGAAGAAAGAGAAGAUGGGAUUCGGCUCCAUCUCGCGUGUCUUCGCCAGAGGGAAGCAGCGGAAGUCCCUCGACCCCGGCCUCUUUGAUGACUCCGACAGCCAGUGCAGCCCCACGCGGCAGAGCCUGAGCCUGUCGGAGGGCGAGGAGCAAAUGGACCGGCUGCAGCAGGUGGAGCUGGUCAGGACCACGCCCAUGUCCCACUGGAAGGCGGGAACUGUCCAGGCCUGGCUGGAGGUAGUCAUGGCCAUGCCCAUGUACGUCAAGGCCUGCGCAGAGAACGUCAAGAGUGGGAAGGUGCUGCUGAGCCUGAGCGACGAAGACCUGGAGCUGGGCCUGGGUGUGUGUAGCUCGCUACACCGGCGCAAGCUGCGGCUGGCCAUCGAGGACUACCGCGACGCCGAGGCGGGCAGGAGCCUGUCCAAAGCCGCUGACCUGGACCAUCACUGGGUGGCCAAGGCCUGGCUCAACGACAUCGGCCUGUCCCAGUACUCCCAGGCCUUCCAAAACCACCUGGUUGACGGGCGGAUGCUGAACUCCCUGAUGAAGCGGGACCUGGAGAAGCACCUGAAUGUGUCCAAGAAGUUCCACCAGGUCAGCAUCCUGCUGGGGAUCGAGCUGCUGUACCAAGUGAACUUCAGCAGGGAGGCUCUCCAGGAGCGCCGGGCCCGCUGCGAGACACAGAACAUAGACCCCGUGGUCUGGACCAACCAGCGGGUGCUCAAAUGGGUGCGAGACAUUGACUUGAAGGAGUACGCAGACAACCUGACCAACAGUGGCGUCCACGGCGCCGUGCUGGUGCUGGAACCCACGUUCAACGCUGAGGCCAUGGCCACCGCCCUGGGCAUCCCCAGCGGGAAGCACAUCCUCCGGAGGCACCUGGCGGAGGAGAUGAGCGCCAUCUUCCACCCGGCCAACUGCACAGGCAUCCGGGAAGCUGAGCGAUUUGGAACGCCCCCUGGGAGGGCCUCCAGCAUCACCCGGGCAGGGAAGGAGGAGAACAGCGGUGGUAUCAAGUACAAGGCUGGCCGGCUGCCCCUGGGAAAGAUAGGAAGGGGCUUCAGCAACAAAGACCCCGAUUUCCAUGAUGACUAUGGCUCUCUUCAAAAUGAAGAUUGCGGAGACGAGGACUCCCAGGGCAGGCUGGAGCAGUGCCGUCUGGAGGGCUAUAAUGGCUUGGAGGUCACCAACGUGUAA
Molecule: messenger RNA, 2592 nt
Organism: Budorcas taxicolor (takin)
Lineage: Eukaryota; Metazoa; Chordata; Mammalia; Artiodactyla; Bovidae
Gene: KAZN
Product: kazrin, periplakin interacting protein
Exons: 17
Coding region: 1-2592 (863 amino acids)
Molecular function (GO): protein binding
Source: RefSeq, a predicted model, not a curated record